GUUGCAUUCGGAUCUGUCAAUAAAGCAAAGGCUACCGACCAGCGAGCAUCAUAGAUUCAUCGAGUCUUAGUCGCAGAAACUCUGCAGAUUAUUUCAUUUCAUGUUCUUGAAUAAUUCGUCAUCAUACAGUGAUUAUAAAAUAAGUGUAAAAGGCGUAAAAUCAUGAAACUAUAAAUUAGUUAAUUCGCGCAAAAAUUACACGAUCAUAGUAGGUAUAGUGAGGAUCUACAAGAAUAAGUAUUUGGGUGAGAUAAAAUGGAUGCUGCAAAGAGAAUUGCUGAGUUCAAGCGAAGUCGGGGAAGCUCAUUGUCGGAUGCUGAAAAGGCAUUUACUGCAAGGAAUGAAGGGGAGCUCACUGCAGCGGUAGAGACAAAGAUCCACAAUCUAAAUGAUGCAACAAUGAAGUUUGGAAAGACGAUGUCCAUUGUGUUCUCGCUGACUAACGAAGUAGGAGGAUUGGCCAAUGCCCUGAAGAUCUUUCAGGAUCACAAUGUUAAUGUUGUCCACAUUGAAUCCCGCAGACCUAAAAACAAUGACAAUGCAUUUGAGAUUUAUGUGGACAUUGAAACCGACAAUUUUAUUCUGGAAGAAGUUGUGCAGACUUUGAAGACAGAAGUCGCUAGUAUAACACUACAGGAUGGCACCACAUUCAUUCCAAAUCAACAUAAUAAAAAUGGGAAAAUUGUGUCACCAGAGGGGUCAAGAUGGUUUCCAAAGAAGAUCUCUGACCUUGACAUAACAUCGAACCGUGUACUUAUGUAUGGGGCAGAACUUGAUGCGGAUCAUCCAGGUUUCAAAGAUGAAGUGUAUCGCAAAAGAAGAAUUGAAUUUGCAGAGUAUGCUUUUAAAUAUAAAUAUGGGCAGCCUAUUCCAAGGGUAGAAUACACAAAAGAAGAAGUGAAAACAUGGGGCAAUGUGUACAAUGAACUGAUGAAACUUUAUCCAACACACGCCUGCAAACAAUUCCUUGAGAACCUACCUUUACUGCAAAAGCAUUGUGGAUACAGAGAGGACAAUGUGCCCCAACUAGAGGAUGUCUCCAAUUUUCUACAGGAGAGGACAGGUUUCACAUUGAGACCAGUUGCAGGUUAUUUAUCAACUAGAGACUUUCUGUCUGCCCUUGCAUUUAGAGUAUUCCCAUGUACUCAGUACAUACGUCAUCCUGCAGAUCCUUUCUACAGCCCUGAGCCAGAUUGUUGCCAUGAGCUGCUAGGCCAUAUUGCAUUGUUAGCUGACAAGAGUUUCGCUCAGUUCUCUCAGGAGUUAGGAUUGGCUUCCCUUGGAGCACCAGAUGAAGAAGUUUCAAAACUUGCUACAUGCUACUUCUUCACAGUAGAAUUUGGCCUGUGUAGAGAAAACGGUAAGCUGAAGGUCUAUGGGGCAGGAUUGCUUUCUUCGAGUGGAGAGUUGAAGCAUGUCCUAACUGAAAAUGCCCCCAAGAGGAUGUUUGAGCCUACAGUGGCAUGUGCCCAAGAAUGUAUGAUCACUACAUUCCAAGAGGGAUAUUUCUACUCUGACAACUUUGAACAAGCGAAAGAUAAAAUGAGGCAAUUCGCAUCGACUAUCCAGAGACCAUUUUCUGUGAAAUACAAUCCUUAUACACAAAGUAUUGACAUCAUCAGUACCAACAAAGACAUUGCAGGCAUUGUGAAUGAUAUACAAAAUGAACUGGAUUUACUAACUCAUGCCUUGAAUAACAUGCACAUGAUUAGAAAAUAAUGACACAUUCAACAGUAAAACAAAAAACGCUUCAGACUGAACAGGUGUAUCGCUAAUAUAUUAGUGUGUUAACAAAUAAAUGUUUUAUAGUGUCGAGGAGAGUAAAUAGUCCUGAGGCCCAAAUAUUGCCUAGUGUCAAACUCGUUUCCCAGUUUGAUUUUC
This is a messenger RNA of Owenia fusiformis, 1881 nucleotides long. The record is from the annotation of a GenBank genome assembly. Lineage: Eukaryota; Metazoa; Annelida; Polychaeta; Sabellida; Oweniidae.